Messenger RNA from Rubroshorea leprosula, 1365 nucleotides. The record is from the annotation of a GenBank genome assembly. NCBI's taxonomy places the organism in Eukaryota, Viridiplantae, Streptophyta, Magnoliopsida, Malvales, Dipterocarpaceae.
CUGGUCAGGUUUCUUGCUUGUUUUCUCCGACCAUCUUUGCACGGAGUAACUUCUAAUUUUCAGACAACUUAAUUUCUUGAUUGUAUAUGUGUAUGCUGAAGGUGGCGAACGGAAAGGACAACGUUAAUGACGAGAGGGACAUGAAUCAGUGGCUGUUUGAGCCAAGGGUGCAGUCGGAAGAUCAUGGAAAGAUGGGAUCAUCCAUGCUUUACGGAUUAAGCAGACAGGAGGAGAUGUCGGUUAUGGUGUCGGCUUUAAGUCACGUUGUGGCUGGGGAUGCCCCUGAAGCUGGAGAUUUUGUUGAUGGCAGUUUGGAGACAUUGAGAAUUGGUGGGCAGAAGAGAAGUAGGGAAGAGGUUGGCGGGAGUAGUAGUCAUGGUGGUGGAGGAAGGCUUCCUUCUGGUGGCGGCUCGUCAUCUGGUGGUGGACGAUUGUAUUUAGGUAACAGCACAAACACACCGACGCAAUUGGUUCCGAUCUACGAAUAUCACAACAGCAAUGAUGAAACUUACAGACCUGAAGAUCCGAGGAGAAGAUACAGGGGAGUGAGGCAGAGGCCGUGGGGGAAAUGGGCGGCGGAGAUUAGAGACCCUUUUAAAGCUGCUAGAGUGUGGCUAGGCACCUUUGACACUGCAGAGGCAGCAGCCAGAGCAUACGAUGAAGCCGCCCUCCGCUUCAGAGGGAGCAAGGCCAAACUCAACUUCCCUGAAAACGUUCGGAUCCGAUCACCACCUUCGGCCAAUAUUCCAGUGUCUACCCAGUUGACCGUUUCGGAUUCUGCCAAUACCCUUUUGUCCAUUCCGGUUUCCACCGAGCCAAUCGUUCACUCGCAGCCUCAUUCCCACCUCCAAAAGCCGGAUAUUUCAAGGGGAUAUUUUGACUAUUCUCAUAUGGUUUUGGGAGGAAGUGAAUUUGAGCAGACUGCUUUAUCAUCUUCGUUAAGUUUCCAUGCACAAUCAUCUUCUGUGUCACCGUCAUCCUCAUCUUCUUCAACAACAAUUACAUCAUACCCUCAUUUUUUUCCGAUUCAACCGUCUGGCCACCUCAGUUUGACCAGUAGCCAAGGCGGUGCGGCGGAUUUGCCGAGGCAUUCGUGGUCAGAUUCCAGUCAUCAUUCUUCAACAUCUGGAUAGAUAGAUAGAUAGAUUCAUUUUAAAUUAACAUUAUCAUUUUUUUCUCCAUGCAUUUCUCUUCUUUUUAUUGCUUUGUAUUAUUGGCUUGAGCGUAUACUAUAUUAACACUCCUUUCCUAUUAGUUUUGAUAAAUUCGUAUCCUUUUGUCAUCAUUAAAUAAAUGAAAUUAGUACUCCUUGAACGCGGUUCAACACCAGGGGAAGGAGAUGAUGAGUAGGAGUUUUACAGAAGU